AUCAGUGCACGACGGAACUUCACGUGGAAAUCUUGGGAAAUCAAUGAAAUUACAACUCAGUCGAUAUUAAUGCAAAAUGUAUAAUUUUCAUCAAUUAAUUGCGGUUAUUUUCUUCGCUGUCUUCAUCAAUGUUUUAGCUGCGACAGAUAUAGUCAAGGAAGAUAACCUGGAUAGAGGUGCGCACAGCGAUCGCGGGGGACUGUGGUUCGGUCCACGACUGGGCAAGAGGUCUCUACACUACUUGAAUGAAGAUAAAAGCCAAGCCUUCUUGAGACUACUUGAAGCGGCAGACGCAAUGAAAUUCUACUACAACCAAAUGCCCUAUGAAAUGCAGGCGGACGCACCACAAACUAAAAUAUCAAAGAAAGUUAUAUUCACGCCCAAGCUCGGCAGAGCAACCGAUAAUCAGGAGAAGAGGUAUGACAACGUGGAAUUCACCCCACGGCUGGGCAGGAAACUCCCGGAGAGGAUUCUUUCUACACCCGCAGAUGAAGAAACUUUCAGGCCCGACCCAAUGAUGGUAAAUCCGAGGACCAACUAUUUUUCGCCCCGACUUGGCAGAACAUACAACUUUCAACCUAGACUUGGCAGAGAGCUUGUUUAUGAUUACUACCAGGAACCCCAAUUAAGAGUCGCCAGAAGCGUUAAGAAGGUCGAAGAAGCAUAAUCACAAAGCAUUAA
Molecule: messenger RNA, 681 nt
Organism: Pararge aegeria (speckled wood butterfly)
Lineage: Eukaryota; Metazoa; Arthropoda; Insecta; Lepidoptera; Nymphalidae
Gene: PBAN
Product: PBAN-type neuropeptides-like
Exons: 6
Coding region: 77-667 (196 amino acids)
Biological process (GO): pheromone biosynthetic process; neuropeptide signaling pathway
Molecular function (GO): neuropeptide hormone activity
Source: RefSeq, a predicted model, not a curated record